Messenger RNA from Cotesia congregata, 1275 nucleotides. The record is from the annotation of a GenBank genome assembly. Lineage: Eukaryota; Metazoa; Arthropoda; Insecta; Hymenoptera; Braconidae.
UCUUGUCUACUCUUGACACUGUAUGCACCGUUGCUUACGAGAAAGACUUCCAGACCGAGUAAUCCUUGGUUCACUCGUGAAUUAAAAUUAAAGUGCAAAGAACGAGAUAAACUUUACAAACUUGCCAAAAAAUAUCGAGAUCAAAAUCUGCUUGCUCGUUACCGUCUGAUUAGGAAAGCACUAAAGAUUCAGCUAAAUUCUGCACGUGAAGAUUAUUUAAAAACAGCAUUAUUGAGUAAUUCACCUGGAUCUUCAGUUUGGAGCAAACUUAAGCACCUUGGACUAACUAAUUCGAACUCUUCGUCUCCGUUGAAUUUCUUUGAUCCUUUGGAGCUAAAUGAGUUUUAUGCAAAUAUCGUCAGAAGGCAUCCAUCUUGUGAAAAUGAAUUUUUGGCGUCACUUCACCUGGAAUCUACCCGACAAGUUGAAUGCUCGUUCAAUUGGUCCGAGAUUGACAUUGUUGAUGUCACAAAAGCGGUACAAUUGACACUAGCUAAAUCCAAAGGAAAAAGUCCUGAUGGACUAGAUUUGAGAUGGCUGAAAGAUCAUUUGCCACAAGCAAUGAUCCUCGGCUCAAAUGGUAGGUUAAGACAAUUGCAAGAAUUUGAUUUUCCACCAGUCAAAAUAAAUGGCGUUGUUAUACCAUACACAGACUCUGCUAAGUGCCUAGGAGUCUACAUAGAUAGAAGCUUGUCUUGGAAUACUCAUGUCUCUCAAGUUGUUCGCAAAGUAAACUCAGCUCUACAUUGUUUGAAAGUGCGUAAAAAUAUCUUCACAAAGGAACUUAGAAAGGUAUUAGUCACUGCUACUAUUCUACCACUUGUGGAUUAUUGUUCUGCAGUCCUAGUGGAUGCGACAGCUGAGAAUGACAGGAAGCUGCAACGUGCAUUAAAUGCCUCGAUAGUAGGUUUUAUAUUUGAUCUCAGACGAGAUGUACAUAUCAGUCCAUAUCGUAAAGACCUGAGCUGGUUAUCAUUCAAAUACCGUAGAAUGUACUUCAUGACCUGCCUCUUGUAUAAGUUGCUUAGUGUUGGCAAGCCAAACUAUCUACGGAACUUGUUUGUUGAAGAAGCAGAUGUAAGACGCUCGGAUAGGCUAGCAGCUAAGAAGCACACUUCUUUUGAAUUACCGCGCUUUACGACGACUUAUCUGGAACACUCAUUUUUGGUGACUGUGAUAAGAGUAUGGGAAGAAUUACCUAGUGAUAUUGUUAACUCAAAUAGUCUUGAAGUAUUUAAAAACAAAGUUUUUGGAUAUUUUCUACAGUUAGACUUU